CAAGUAUCAAGGCUUUGAGCAUCCUGUCAUAUCUUCACAUUCAAACUGAGAGUAAAGUUGAACUUUCCAUAUGAGGCUGCCUAGCAAUUCGACAAAGUGGAAAUUAGAUCAAGCAAAGCUUGAGCCUUUCUAUGUUUUGGAGGUGCCUGCGCUGAAAUGGACUCUUCUAGUAGUUAUUGCGUUAUUCAUAGGCUUAAAUAUGCAAUGCUUGCAAUAUAAUCUCGUGGAAAAUAAGAUGGCAUGAACAUCUGUAAGGGGUGAUCAAGAGUGUGACAACCCAAAGCUUUAAGGAAAUAACAUGUUGCCUGCUUUUCUCCAAGACAUCACAGCAAUAGGGAUAUGGGUCUCUAUUUUUAGACACCAAUGUUCCGACCAUAAAUUAACAACUUGCUCCUAAAUGUGAUCUGAUAGUGUGCGUUGCACCUGAUCUAGAGUAGCCUACAUCGCUGGAGAACAUGGAAUGCCGUUUACCUUAUUCAUUUUCCUCAAGGGUUGCAAAGUGAUGAGAGGUUUGCCGUAUGCUCUCCUAGAAAGCGACAUGGGAGACAUAUAACUUUUGCACAAUGGAAUCCAGAACACUUUUAUCUGCUAAUAGAGGUCGCUACUCCUGUGAGACUUUAUGUCGUUUUUUUUGUCUUUGAAAUAUAAUUUCACAGCAAUUGUCUCUGUAAAUUACAAGUUCAGGAAAAGUGUGGACAAAAAUAACUCCGACUAAAUCCUUUCAAAAGAUAAUAAUUUCAUCCUUUCGAGAACAAAUCUCCUGGGCUUUUAUGGGAAUUAAACACUCCUCCCGCUGUAUGCUGCUCAGGGGGAAAAUGGCGGAGUCUGAGAGCACUGAGCAACAGCAGCAGCCACAGCCAAUCCGCAUCAUCCAAUCUCAGCGCGUGCAACCCACCUCGCUGCCCAAGCCUGUGCCCUCCGUCCACCAUGUCCCGCGGCCGCCCCAUACGCCCCACGCUGCCUCCCUGCCUAGCUGCCCUGGCCGGGGGAAGAUGGCCAAGUUCCUCAACCCUGAGGAGAUGACCUCCAGGGACUACUACUUUGACUCCUACGCCCACUUUGGAAUCCAUGAGGAGAUGCUGAAGGACGAAGUGAGGACGCUCACCUACAGGAACUCCAUGUACCACAACAAGCACGCCUUCAAGGACAAGAUCGUCCUUGACGUCGGCAGCGGGACCGGCAUCCUGUCCAUGUUUGCAGCCAAGGCGGGAGCCAAGCACGUGUACGGGAUUGAAUGUUCCAGUAUAUCGGAAUACUCUGAGAAAAUCAUUAAGUCUAACCACCUGGACAGUGUUAUUACUAUCUUCAGGGGCAAGGUGGAGGAGGUGGAGCUGCCAGUGGAGAAGGUUGACAUCAUCAUCUCAGAGUGGAUGGGCUACUGUCUCUUCUACGAGUCCAUGCUCAAUACCGUCAUCUUUGCAAGGGACAAGUGGCUGAAACCCGGCGGUCUGAUGUUUCCCGACCGUGCUGCGCUGUAUGUGGUGGCUAUCGAGGACAGGCAGUACAAAGACUUCAAAAUCCACUGGUGGGAGAAUGUGUAUGGCUUUGACAUGACCUGCAUCCGUAACGUGGCCAUGAAGGAGCCCCUGGUGGACAUAGUGGACCCCAAACAUGUGGUCACCAACUCUUGCCUGAUCAAGGAGGUGGACAUCUACACAGUGAAGACUGAGGACUUGUCCUUCACUUCAGCCUUCUGCCUUCAGAUCCAGAGGAACGACUACAUCCACGCCCUGGUCACCUACUUCAACAUUGAGUUCACCAAGUGUCACAAGAAAACUGGCUUCUCCACCGCCCCAGAUGCUCCGUUCACACACUGGAAACAGACAGUCUUCUACCUGGAGGACUACCUGACCGUAAAGAGGGGCGAGGAGAUCAUUGGCAGUAUUAACAUGAAGCCCAACGAGAAGAACAUACGUGACUUGGACUUCACCUUUGAGCUGGAUUUCAAAGGACAGAUAUGCGAGGCAGCCAUCUCCCACGACUACAAGAUGCGCUAGCUAGGUGUCCAAUAGGGUGAAGCCGGCGCGCAAUGCCGCCUGCAUUCCCACCAAUACACAGAGGGAAAGAAGAGGCACUCCUCUCGACAACAGACAAUAAUGAGGAUGGGGUGGAGGGAGGAGAGAAGUUCGGAUAGAGGUAGGAGAUGGAGGGAUGAGAGGGUGGGAUGCAGGAAUCAGCGAGGAGAUAGAAUUGAAUAUAUGAAGAAGGGAUGAGAGAGGAUGGAGAGAAAUGGAGGGAUUGGCUAGAUCAGAGGAGGCAGGUUAUGAUGAGAGAAGCUCAUCAGUGCAGGGGUGGCACUCCAAGCAAUAUCAACAUGCUCACAUUGACACCUCUAACUGGCACUUUACUGUUAGGCCAACUGUUCAGAGGACAACUUUGAACGUAAUACCUUAUGAAUUCAAGAAUGUUCUUGUCAUUAUGAAUGUUAUUGACUGAUCUACACUGUAUGUGAGAGGUGGCAACCAAUGUUAUCUUCUACAGCAAGUUUGGAGCCCAUAUGAUCAACUACUGUAUUUUUCAGGGACUUCACAUUUAUAUUGCAUAUAAUGAUAAUAUAUAUAUACAUCCUACAGCCAGUAGUUAUGAUUUUUCUUCAAAUAGGCUUUCCAAAUUACCCAAUUUUGCAUGUUUUUUAAUAAUCUUCAUAUCUGGUAAAAAGUACAGUAAUUGAAUAUAUCGGAAAUUCAGUACUGCAUACUGUAUUGUGUAAGGAUGUGAAUAUAUAUAUAAUGUGUAUUUGCAGUGAGGCGAUGUACUGUAGCUUUUUAGGUGGGUGCAAAAUAACAGUAUAAGAGCUCAGACAUUUGCACAGCUUGCACUCCAAAGUGGUGGUCUCUGGUUUCUGUUAGAGCUGUGAUGUCAACAUUGUAAUCAGUGUAGUCCGGGGCCCUUGUCUAGAUGCCUGCAAAAGCUCCUGGCUACAAAGCCUACAUUUCUCCAAUCCUCCCUAAAUCUAUUCUAUAGUGCUGUAUUUCUCCUACUAUAGAUAAUUAGGUAGUCACGAUUUUCAACAAUAACCAUGAUCUCUUAAGUUCUGUCAGAUGGUUGAUUUGGAGACACUGAAGCCACACCAGGGGAAGAUCUUAAUUCCAUAAUUCUCAUUUCUUCUUGCCUCGCCGAGAAUUAUGCAAUUGAGAUCGCUCCCAGGAAGUGGGGAGUGUGCUGCAGCAUUCAGUGGGCGGGGCCUCACAUCGUUACCAUUUUUUGCUCUGGCCCCACUGAUCUCAGGUCUGCAAUUGGCCUGUCCUCAGAUAGUCCCAUCCUUAGAUCAGUAGCAAAGAGUUCAUUCUGGCCUCUCUACUCGGCGCGUCAGUUGACAGCAGCUCCUUCCCUUAACCUGUGCUCUUACUAAGGUCGUCGCCAAGGCAACAACUGGAGGUGUCCUCCAGUCCAACUGUGACCUCCCCUCACAGUUGUGUAGUACUGUUACACCAGAGGUGUCAAACUCAUUCCACAGAGGGCCUAGUGUCUGCAGGUUUUUGGUUUUUCCUUUCAAUUAAGACCUAGACAACCAGGUGAGGGGAAUUACUUAAUUCAUCACUCAAAUAGAAAAGGUGGAGCGAAAACCUGCAGACGUUCGGCCCUCCGUGGAAUGAGUUUGACACGUGCGUUUACACCAUCCUUCCUUUCUAUCCGCAGCCAAGAUCCUCACUCCCAGUCCCCUCGCUCUCCCAUGCCUUUCUGUGAAGCUCAUCAGCACAGCACUUAUGACCGUUCAGAAGAUGUAGGACAUGCCAUGUAUGAAUAGACCAGCGGCUAGUAAUGAGUGAGUCACAUUUGAUGGAUGUACAAUCUGUUCAGUAAAGGGUCUGACUAUGUUCAGUUUCAUGUUGAGCGCUUACUUGUGAGAGCAUAGAUUUGUAUAGUAUUCUAUUGUAGAUGCUGUGCUAGAUGAAUAAUAAACUAAACCUGUAGAUAAACAAGUUGAUACUGGAUCAAAAGCAGUUAGUCUUUCUAACUUUAAUAAAAUCCAUUUAAUCAUUUUCAGUAGCAUGCAUAGAACACUUGUCUUUGGAAUUAAGUCAGUGAUUUAAGCUAACUUUAAGGUUUGGCCUUUAGCAGACCUAACACGACUAGUGUUAUUCCAGUUUACCACUCACGGCAUUCAGUUGUACUAAAACAACAUGGUUGCCACUAUUUCAUGUCAGCUACUGAAAUUGUGCUCAUAUAUAUAUAUAUAUAUAAGGCAUAUAAUGACAAUUCUGAGUUGAAAAAUAGUUAUAUUCAAGCUUUGUAUUGUAUUGUUAAUUUUACCUCCUGUCAUGUAACAGUCCCGUGUGGCUCAGUUAGUAGAGCAUGGUGUUUGCAACGCCAGGGUUUUGGGUUCGAUUCCCACGGGGGACCAGUACGGAACAAAAAAUGUA
Messenger RNA from Salmo salar (Atlantic salmon), 4364 nucleotides. RefSeq names its product protein arginine methyltransferase 8a (gene prmt8a). The record is from RefSeq and is a predicted model, not a curated record. Gene Ontology annotation, biological process: peptidyl-arginine methylation, to asymmetrical-dimethyl arginine; chromatin remodeling. NCBI's taxonomy places the organism in Eukaryota, Metazoa, Chordata, Actinopteri, Salmoniformes, Salmonidae. Gene Ontology annotation, cellular component: plasma membrane. Gene Ontology annotation, molecular function: protein-arginine omega-N monomethyltransferase activity; histone methyltransferase activity; protein-arginine omega-N asymmetric methyltransferase activity.